Messenger RNA from Penicillium coprophilum, 2448 nucleotides. RefSeq lists its product as uncharacterized. The record is from RefSeq and is a predicted model, not a curated record. NCBI's taxonomy places the organism in Eukaryota, Fungi, Ascomycota, Eurotiomycetes, Eurotiales, Aspergillaceae. The transcript has a single exon. The coding region runs from base 1 to 2448 and encodes 815 amino acids.
AUGUCAUUCGAUAGAAACAAUCGAGUCUCGCGAGACAGACAGCCGUCACCUUUCCGACGCGCCUCGAAAUUCGACCAUUACGAUAUACCCGCGAAGCUCCCAUCACCCCCUCAAGAAGAUGGCCCGCAUCCACGACAUGCUAUUCGCCCAAGAUCUCUAGCCGAUGCUUACCGAGACGCAUCAAAACACGAAAUGCCUGCUACUUACAACGAAGAAUCCCACUAUGUGACAUCACCUAGCCCGCGAUCGAGGCGGCAGCCGAUCAACGCGUUCUCGCCCAUAUCCCAGACUUCUCCUCCCCCCAAAGAACUCGAAGAUGCAUAUAGGCGAAUUGAUGAAGACGAUGCUUUGGCUGAUCUCGUGCCUGACUAUGACUGGGAGCUGCAGUUCACUGCACCCUCUGGAAGCCGAACUCGCCCCCCGUCCUCCCGAGCAAAAGACACAAACAAUGGCAAAGGAUCCGCCAAUGGACGACCCUUUUUCGACGCUGAUUUGAGUGAUGAACUCGGCGAUCACCGAGCCCGCAAGAGCAGGGACUAUACUAAGGACGAAGAGCGCUUAAAGCGCGUCACAGGCCAACGCUCGCCGGUCUUCAGCAGAGCGCAGGUCGGACGGGAUGCCUUAACGGCAAAUAAUUUGAGAAGGCGAAUGGAAGAGAAGACCGAGGCGGAUCGUCAUGCGCCAGAGCCUGACAGGAACGGUGUUCCUUCGCCGAAUGUACCCACUGGUUGGGGUCAUCGGGCAGGUCACCGGCAAGCAUGGGAAAGAAAACCCAGCCAGCAUAGUAUCUCUGAAGGAGAAGAGGAGGAGAAAGCGCGUCGGCGCUGGUCGCCAGCUAUCAUGGAAGAAGCCCAAGCCCCUAGGCCUAUGCGUACCUCUCCACAUUCUCCGGUCCGAAGCGCCCUUGAAGAACGCACCGCGAAUGCACAUAUGCAAUCAACACAGCAAGACUACGGGGAAACGCAGUCUGAUCCAAAGCUGACCUCUCCCCCAACUAGUGGCGGCGAGCCAAUCCCCAAUUCCCCUAUCACAGUCUUCAAGAACUCGUCAAUCGCGAGACCGAGCCCCAGCAAGCGCGACUCUAGAGAUCUACUACGCAAACUUUCCAGGACUGAAAUCCCCAAAGUUGAUCAGGUCCAAACCCCUGAGCCGCUGAAACUAUUUGAAAACAGAAUCUACGACAAAACCCCUCGGGUAACUGGCGCGUGGAUUGAUACUCCCAUGACCCAGCGGGUGGGCGACAAGGUCGAGCUUCCCGAAGAUCUGACGAAAGACCUUGUUCCUCCACGCACAACAACUGAGCCCAAGGAUAUUACACCCCCUACGAAACCAUCGGAUGUCAAAUCGAAAGCCGAGGAACCGAAGCCUGCGCAGAAUACCGAGAAAGAGACCUUUCUUGGGUCCUUUCCCAGGAAGCAGUCAAGGCCCCCGUUGCAGCGACCUCAUCUACCUAAAAGUGCCUUGGAGACGGUCAUCGAGGAUGCCAGUUCGGGCAAAGAUCUCGAGUUCGGCGAUGAUACCAUCGAGUCUCUUCAAGCAUUUAUGGAUGCUCCAGGUGAACCCAAAUUCGAGGAAGAUGACGAAGCUUACGAAAAGGCUGUCCUCGCCCAGCUUCAAAACGCCAGCUCAAAAGGAAAUGACGUGGUCAACUUGGAUUCAUUGAAUGUCAAGCUCAACUCCUUAACGAAACAUAUCGAAGAAGUCAAGAAAGGGCUUGACGACCUGGAAGAUCAUGUUAAACAAGAUACCGCAAUUGUAUCGCAGGCAAGCUCUUCAAAUAAGAAGAGCCCACAGUCAUCACAACUGCACACAGGCGAAUCCUGCAAAGGCUGUGACACGCACACUGGUGGAAAAGUCUACGCCGCGAUACCUCUUCCUCAAUUGUGGACGCGGAGCCCGCGAUCUCAGCGCCUUCGGCCAACCAAACUCGGCUGGUUCAUCAUAAUCUCACUCUCGUGGUAUAUCGUCGAAUGUCUCAUGUGGGACCAGUAUAGUCAUCCUGAGAUAUCCGAAAGCUGCGAAGGCUAUUGCUUGCAGCCCGAUGCACCGCUAUUCCCCUGGGUAACUAUAACGAUGCUAUGGCGAUGGUCACAUCUGUCGACCCUUUUCACGCCCAUUUUCGCUCUCUGUGUUGCUUUCUCUCGGCUCGCAGCGCAGUUAAUGGGUCUUUCGGAUGGCUACGUGGAUGAAACACCGGAGCUUGGAAAUAUCAUUGGCGAAAUCCGCAUCAACGGAACGCCUGUUGCGUUUCCUUGGCUGUCCACACCCACACCUGAAAACAUUGUGCCUCAAAUACAGCAGGCUCACUAUACGCAGCAGGCCCACUAUGCACAGCACCCUGUGCAACCAGUGCAGCCUGUCUGGUCAGCUCGGAAUCCGCCCCUGCAGAGCUGGGACAAUGACCAACUGUCGGGGGAGGAUGUGAUGGACAAUGAUGAAUAUCUUUAG